CCCCACCGGGAAGCGUAACCACUCCUACCAACGUACAAGCACCUGCGCAACCAAUGCAGAUGAUGACGCCAAGCGUGAACUCCUUCCCGGGACCAGGACAACAGGCCUGGUUCACGAAGGAGCAUCUUGAGCUGAUCGAGAAAUGGAAGUCGAGAGAUCUGGUGGAGGAAUCGCAGAAAUCUUCAUAUGGAGAAUCGAGUGGCGUGGGAUCUGCGAAAGGAGGAGGGAAGAAAGGGAGAGCAAAGGAUAGCAGUGGCGAGAUGGCUCUGGACGUGAAAGGAAAGAAGAAGAUCAAAGAGGAGCAGCGUGAUGAUGAAGGAAGUAGCGAGAAGCGAAAGCGAGAGUUCGACUCCCCUUUGAUUGCAAAAUCAAGGUCGAAGUUGAGAUCGAAAAGUGCGGGCGGAGAAGUGAAGAUCCGCCCUGUGCGAAUCAAUAUCUCCGAUGAUGAAGAUACUUGGGGGAACAUGGAGGUGCAACACGAAGCGGUUGGGAACGCAGCAGAGGAAGCCAAGAUGGACGAGAUUAAGGAUAUGCUACAAGCCUUGAUGAAGAGAAUCGACGCUAAUUCUGUCGUGAAGAAGAGCGACACGAUCGAAGCAGCAACGGUGGUCCAGAACGCUGACAACGUGUCGAUCGAUGAAGAGGAUCGGAGAGAGAAAGGCAAGGGAAUGGACUCGCAGAACGAAGUGGUGGAGUACAUGAGGUGUAGACUGAACUUCUACAUGACCAAGAAUUACAAGGAGAUUAAGACGCUGUGCAAGAGUCGGGACGUGAGAUGUGACCGGAAAGAUAGAGGAGCCUGGGAACUAGCCAAGCAAGACACGGACCAGUUUACAAAGCUGGUUAACAACAUUGAGGAUGAAGCUGAAGUUGAAGAGGCGUCGGACGAUGAUGAAGAAAACACGGCCGAAGGAGACGACUCUGAAGAUGACGAGGAAGGCAAUGUCUAGGGGAACUAGGCAUAUCUAAGCGUAGUUUGACACGCC
Molecule: messenger RNA, 986 nt
Organism: Chara braunii
Lineage: Eukaryota; Viridiplantae; Streptophyta; Charophyceae; Charales; Characeae
Source: the annotation of a GenBank genome assembly